This is a messenger RNA of Castor canadensis (American beaver), 2598 nucleotides long. The record is from RefSeq and is a predicted model, not a curated record. Lineage: Eukaryota; Metazoa; Chordata; Mammalia; Rodentia; Castoridae.
GGCCUCCGAGCCCCCGACACGGGCGCGAUGCUCAACGGCGCAGGCCUGGACAAAGCUCUUAAGAUGUCCCUGCCGCGAAGGGCGAAGAUCGGCUCGUCCGUGGGACCCGUUCGUUCUUCUGCGGGCUACAAGAAGGCAGAGGAUGAGAUGUCCCGGGCCACGUCUGUUGGAGACCAGCUAGAGGCACCGGCCCGCACCAUUUACCUCAACCAGCUGCAUCUCAACAAAUUCCGCGACAACCAGAUCAGUACAGCCAAGUAUAGCGUGUUGACAUUUCUACCUCGAUUCUUAUACGAGCAGAUUCGAAGAGCUGCAAAUGCCUUCUUCCUCUUCAUUGCCUUAUUACAGCAAAUUCCAGAUGUGUCUCCAACAGGAAGAUACACCACCCUGGUGCCAUUGAUCAUUAUUUUAACAAUCGCAGGCAUCAAAGAGAUUGUAGAAGAUUUUAAACGACAUAAGGCAGAUAAUGCAGUUAACAAAAAGAAAACAAUCGUGUUAAGGAAUGGUAUGUGGCACACCAUUGUGUGGAAAGAGGUGGCAGUGGGUGACAUCGUGAAGGUCCUCAAUGGGCAGUAUCUUCCAGCUGACAUGGUCCUGUUCUCCUCCAGUGAACCUCAGGCAAUGUGCUAUGUGGAAACAGCUAAUCUAGAUGGAGAAACAAACCUUAAAAUACGUCAGGGUUUGAGCCACACUGCUGACAUGCAGACAAGGGAAGUGUUGAUGAAGCUGUCUGGAACUAUAGAAUGUGAGGGACCCAAUCGCCACCUCUAUGACUUCACUGGCACCUUGCACCUGGAUGGGAAAAGCCCUGUUGCCCUUGGGCCUGACCAGAUCUUAUUAAGAGGUACACAGCUUAGAAAUACUCAGUGGGUCUUUGGCAUAGUUGUUUACACUGGACACGACACCAAACUCAUGCAGAAUUCUACCAAAGCACCUCUCAAGAGAUCCAAUGUUGAGAAGGUGACCAAUGUACAGAUCCUGGUGUUAUUUGGCAUUCUCCUGGUCAUGGCUUUGGUGAGCUCGGUGGGGGCCCUGUACUGGAAUGGGUCGCAUGGUGGAAAGAACUGGUACAUCAAGAAAAUGGAUACAAGCUCGGAUAAUUUUGGGUACAACCUGUUGACGUUCAUCAUCUUGUACAACAACCUUAUACCCAUCAGUCUGCUGGUAACCCUUGAGGUCGUGAAGUACACUCAAGCCCUUUUUAUCAACUGGGACACAGAUAUGUACUACAUGGGAAAUGACACUCCUGCAAUGGCAAGGACAUCAAACCUUAAUGAAGAGCUUGGGCAGGUAAAAUAUCUAUUUUCUGACAAGACUGGCACUCUUACAUGCAAUAUCAUGAACUUCAAGAAGUGCAGCAUUGCUGGGGUAACCUAUGGUCACUUCCCAGAACUGACAAGAGAGCCGUCCUCAGAUGAUUUCUCUCGGAUGCCUCCUUCCCUUAGUGUCUGUGAUUUUAAUGAUCCAAGGCUGUUGAAGAACAUUGAGGAUCAACAUCCCACAGCUCCUUGCAUACAGGAGUUCCUCACCCUGCUGGCUGUGUGUCACACUGUGGUCCCUGAGAAGGAUGGAGAUGACAUUAUCUACCAGGCCUCCUCUCCAGACGAAGCUGCCUUGGUGAAAGGAGCUAAGAAGCUGGGCUUUGUCUUCACAGCCAGAACACCCUACUCGGUCAUCAUAGAGGCGAUGGGACAGGAACAGACAUUCGGAAUCCUUAAUGUCCUGGAAUUUUCCAGUGACAGAAAAAGAAUGUCUGUGAUUGUCCGAACUCCGUCAGGACAGCUUCGACUCUACUGCAAAGGGGCUGAUAAUGUAAUUUUUGAAAGACUUUCAAAAGACUCAAAAUACAUGGAAGAGACUUUAUGCCACCUGGAAUAUUUUGCCACAGAAGGAUUGCGGACUCUCUGUGUGGCCUACACUGAUCUCUCUGAGAAUGAGUAUGAGGAGUGGCUGAAAGUCUAUCAGGAAGCCAGCAUCAUAUUGAAAGACAGAGCUCAGCGGUUGGAAGACUGUUAUGAGAUCAUUGAGAAGAAUUUACUGUUACUUGGAGCAACAGCCAUAGAAGAUCGCCUUCAGGCCGGUGUUCCAGAGACCAUAGCAACUCUGUUGAAGGCAGAAAUUAAAAUAUGGGUGUUGACAGGAGACAAACAAGAAACUGCAAUUAAUAUAGGGUAUUCCUGCCGACUGGUAUCACAGAACAUGGCCCUCAUCCUAUUGAAGGAGGAUUCUUUGGAUGCAACAAGGGCUGCCAUCACUCAGCAUUGCACCGACCUUGGGAACUUGCUGGGCAAGGAGAACGAUGUGGCCCUGAUCAUCGACGGCCACACCCUCAAGUAUGCACUGUCCUUUGAAGUCCGGAGAAGCUUCCUGGAUUUGGCGCUCUCAUGCAAAGCAGUCAUUUGCUGCAGGUGGGAAUGUGGGCUGACCUGUGCACUUGGCUUCUCUAGAAGAAAGGAAUCCUCUUCAGAGAAGAUGACGGUAGGAGCGCAGGCCUCCAGUGAUGCUCAUGGCCUCAAGCUGGUACCAGAGCCUUUUGAUGGCAUCGUAGCCAUCCUUGCUUAUUCUAAGCAAGGAAUCUUGAAGGAGAUGGAGCCAUGA